This is a messenger RNA of Trichomonas vaginalis G3, 693 nucleotides long. RefSeq lists its product as uncharacterized. The record is from RefSeq and is a predicted model, not a curated record. Bases 1 to 693 code for a protein of 230 amino acids. NCBI's taxonomy places the organism in Eukaryota, Parabasalia, Trichomonadida, Trichomonadidae. The transcript has a single exon.
AUGUCAUUUUUUCAAUGGUGUAAAUCUAGUUCUUCAUAUAAAAACUACGCAAUUGAUGUUUCUGUUUCUAAUUGCGGAGCAAAUGAAUCAAAAGGCAGUUAUACAUUUAGUGUUACAUAUGGUGAUAUACUUGUUUCCAAUAUCAAUAGCACAAACAACAAAUGCAAACAAUAUUCAUCAUAUAGAAGUGUCCUUACAGGAAGUUCAGGCACAUGUAAUUUCUCAACAUUCAGAGGAAACAACCAAACUGGAAGUGAAUCAGUUCGAUUUUCGAUUACUCCUGAUAGUAAGAAUGAUACACAAACAGUUUCUUAUUGCAAUAUUAUUGGAAAUAAAUGCGAACCAAUCACUACUCAAUCUUUAUUUGCGAGUACAUACACAGUUAAUGUUAAUCACUGCAUAUUUUUAAAUAACAUUGCAAAGUUUAUGUUUAAUAACCGUCUAUCUUAUGAUGAUGCUAUAGAUUACAAUUUGACUAUUUCAGAUUCAUAUGUUGAUAAUCAGUCAGUAGCUAAUGGAAAUGGAAGAGUUACAUUUAAUAAUCUAAAACAAAACUCCGAUUUAAAUGAAAUGCCUCUUUUUUACACAGAAAAUUGUUUUAUUGAUCCUAAAGAAAUUUCUAAUAAAUUUUCAUAUCUUACUAAAUUUUCAAAAACUGCGUUGGCAGGAUUAUUUACAUCCAAAAGAAAAUAA